Enterobius vermicularis (human pinworm) is the source of this 540-nucleotide messenger RNA. The record is from the annotation of a GenBank genome assembly. NCBI's taxonomy places the organism in Eukaryota, Metazoa, Nematoda, Chromadorea, Rhabditida, Oxyuridae.
AUGUAUUUUGCACAAGAUACACAGCCGUUUAUGCCCAAUGCACCACUGUUCAAUCCGAUGACAGCUUCGUCAGCCGGUGAUUAUCAGCGAAGUUUUGUCAAGACAGAAUCUGAACCAUUUUUACCUGCAAAUCCGUUUACCCAUCCAACCUAUCCUCAUUUUGCUUUUCCAAUGCAGUCGGUACAAAAUCCCGGUCAACGGAUGCGAGCACCCCUGCAGUGCAAAUGGAUUGAGAGGAAUCGAAUGUGCAAUCGGAUUUUCUACAUGAUCGAUCAGUUAGUUUCACACAUUCAACAUGAACAUGUCGGUGUCAAUGAGACAUCGACGCAUAUUUGUCUAUGGGAAAAUUGCGAACGUAAAGGCAGAACGUUUAAGGCCAAAUAUAAGUUGAUCAAUCAUAUUCGAGUACAUACGGGUGAAAAGCCAUUUCCAUGUAAUAUAUGCCAUAAAGGUUUUGGUAGAAGUGAAAAUUUGAAAAUUCAUCAACGUACCCAUACCGGUAAGAAUUUACAAUUUAUAUUAAUAAUUUUUUCUGAAUAA